Molecule: messenger RNA, 1470 nt
Organism: Sorghum bicolor (sorghum)
Lineage: Eukaryota; Viridiplantae; Streptophyta; Magnoliopsida; Poales; Poaceae
Product: BTB/POZ and MATH domain-containing protein 1
Exons: 1
Coding region: 1-1470 (489 amino acids)
Biological process (GO): protein ubiquitination
Molecular function (GO): protein binding
Source: RefSeq, a predicted model, not a curated record
AUGGAGUACUUCAAGAAUCACAUGACGAUGAAAAUCGGCUCCUGCGCGGAGGCCAACAAGCUGGGCAACGGCAGCUACGUCAAGUCCGACAGUUCCAAAGCUGGCGGUCACUCCUGGCGCAUCGCCUUCUUCCCCAACGGCAGGCUCGCCGGCACCACCGCAUCCAUGUCCCUCUUCCUCCUGCUCGACGACGACGACGACAACGACAACGCCAAAGGCGCCAGAACUGCCACCGCCGCCGCAGCCGACGGGGACGUCGUCCACGUGAAGUUCAGGUUCAUGAUGCACGAGGUGUACGACGACAGGUCGCCGGUUUUCAUGUCUGGCACGGUCGCCACGGCCGCCUUCAGCAGGCGGAGCAACGCGCACGGCUUCGAGCGCUUCGUCUCGCGCGACGACUUCGAGAAGACGGCGCUUUUCAAGAGAGAUCGCUUCGCGAUCCAGUGCCGCCUCACCGUCUUUCCCGCCGGCAGUAAACGGGCCGCCGUCCAGAUGUCGCGCUCCGUCCGGCCGGAUCCAUCAGUCGUGCAGGCGCCGCCGCCGUCACCUGCCUCGCCGAAACCAUCUGUAGUGCGAGCGCCACCGCCGACGCCGACGGUGCCGCCGCCGGCGCCGGCUGCCUCACCGAAACCACCGGUGGUGACAGCAGCACCGCCGUCGCCGGAAUCUGCCUCGCCGCCGGCACCAUCUGCCGCAAUGUCGAGUGCGCCGCCGCCACCGUCUGUCCGACCAGAACAAGUCGUCGCAGGGGUGAGUGGAUCGCCAGCAUCUUUCCCGGCGAGACAGAGGCCCAGGGCGCCGCCGCUCUCUGGGCUGCCGGCCGACCUUGGCCGCCUCCUAGCGACAAAGGAAGGGGCAGACGUGGAACUGGAGGUGCAGGGCAAGGUGUUCGCUGCGCACAAGUCCGUGCUCGCCGCCCGAUCGCCGGUUUUCAUGGAGGAACUCUUCGGACCAGCGAAGGAGGAGGACACCAGCUACGUGCGCAUCAUGCCCGACAUGAGUCCAGAGGCGUUCGAGGCUCUGCUGCACUACGUGUACACCGACACGUUGCCGCCGGAGAUGGCCAUGGCCAUGGCCUCGCUGGAAGAAGGCGUGGUGCUAGCUGAGGGUUUGCUUGCCGCCGCGGAUCGAUAUGAGCUGAAAGAUCUGAAGCUGCUGACUGAGCAGAAGAUGUGCAAUCAUGUCGGCGUGAGCACGGUCUUGCCAUUGUUGGCGCUAGCGGAGCACUACCAGUGCUGCAAGCUUAAGAAGAUGUGUCUAGGGUUCAUCAGUUCUUGUGGGAACACAAGGUUGGUGGUCAUGGCGACCAAUGACCUCGAGAUUCUAGCGAGGAGCAGCCCGUCUGUCAUCAAGGAUGUAAUCACCGAGAUUUUGGAUGCAAGGGAGGAAAGGAGGAGGCGUCUCAUCAAUUUCUGUAUUUUUGCUUUCAGUUUCAUCUUGCCAUUCUUAUUGUUUGCCAUUUUUUCUUGA